Oppia nitens is the source of this 1380-nucleotide messenger RNA. RefSeq lists its product as uncharacterized. Gene Ontology annotation, molecular function: mRNA binding. Gene Ontology annotation, biological process: regulation of alternative mRNA splicing, via spliceosome. Gene Ontology annotation, cellular component: nucleus. The transcript is spliced from 7 exons. The record is from RefSeq and is a predicted model, not a curated record. Bases 461 to 1351 code for a protein of 296 amino acids. NCBI's taxonomy places the organism in Eukaryota, Metazoa, Arthropoda, Arachnida, Sarcoptiformes, Oppiidae.
UAAUGUUUAAGUUAUAUCAAUAUAAUGAUAAUACAGUAGUUUGUUAAAUGAAACCAAUAGUUUAGUUUAGUUUGUGUUUUUGUCAAAAUUGAUAGUCACAUACAUGUGUGCAGUAGUUUUAAUUUAAUUAAAAAUCGACAGAAAUGGUGUCUUAAGUCUUUGAAUCUCUAAGUCUUGAACUUAAUUCACUAAAGAAAAGAAGAAGAGAAAGAAAGAGAGAAAGAAAGUCAACACAAACUGGAAAAAUAAGACAAAAAUCAGUUUAUAUAUAUAGUUAACGAAGAAGUAGAAGAAGAGGAAGAAGACGAACGACAACAACAAAAAUAUAUAUACCAUUGAAAUCGAUUGUAAAGUGAGUGUCGAUGAGAUAAUCACUGGAAAAGAUCAGUUGUGUGUUCAAAGAUCUGACAACAAAACAAUACAACAAAAAAACAAAACAAAUAAAAUAAACUAAAAAGAUAUGCCUCACGAGUCCUCUGAGAGCAAUAGUCCCAAAGACAAUCACGAUUUAAUUAAUACAUCCUUUUAUGAUGGAAAUGGUGUGUCAACUACACAAUCGACUACUGGACCCAUAAUACUUGAUGUACAUAAAGGAAAGCCAGUGAGACUACAGGUCAAAGUAAUGGUGCCCGUAAACGACCAUCCCAAUUUUAAUUUUGUGGGCAAACUAUUGGGUCCCAAAGGGAAUUCCCUGAAGUGGCUCCAGGAUCAGACACAAACUAAAAUGGCAAUACUUGGCAGAGGAUCCAUGAGAGACAAACAAAAGGAAGAAGAUUUGCGAAAAACAGGAGAUCCAAAAUAUAACCAUUUAAAUGAAGAUCUUCACGUUGAGGUCACCACCUUUGCACCGGCACCUGAAGCUUACGUACGAAUGGGAAACGCUCUUCAAGAAGUCAAACGAUUUCUAGUACCGGAUUAUUACGAUGACAUACGCCAACAGCAACUAAGAGAACUGGGAGUACUAAACAUCGAUAAGAAGCCAAUCACUAAAAUGAGACUUAAUGAUGGCAUCGGAGAAGCGCUUCUACAUCAACAUCACCAUUCACACCGAGACGACGACCAUAACAUUCAUCUUAACGAUAGUACCGGUGCUGGUGUGACGGCUGCAUCACAUCUGGUCAUACCUCACAACAACAACAGCAACAACAACACGACGACAACAACAAAUGGCUUUUCUAAUAGCGAUUGUUUGCCUUAUAAUAUGAACGGAGAAAAUCAUUCAGAUCUCAGUCAUUGCUGGGAUCAGAAAUCGACUUUUAAGUUAUCCUCUCGUCAUAACAAUAAAGGGCUCCUCUAUAGAGACAAACCAUACGCUAGAGUUGUCGAUAAUAUCAAUAAUAUUUAUCAUUGAAAAAAUAUAUAUAUUUAAAAAAAACAUUC